This is a messenger RNA of Elaeis guineensis (African oil palm), 850 nucleotides long. The record is from RefSeq and is a predicted model, not a curated record. Lineage: Eukaryota; Viridiplantae; Streptophyta; Magnoliopsida; Arecales; Arecaceae.
UGGCCGGGCACUUACUGCAACGGUAUUCCCUUCAACAAAUGUUGCCGCCCAACUGCAGGCACGCCGGCACCGGACUUCUUUGUGCAGGCCCUCAAGCCGUAUAAUAUCACCACUGGUGAAACUGUGACUGAAUGCGCCAUCGAGUGCUGCUUCUCCCUCAAGUUGGUCAAGAAGCUCAUAGAUGACUUAAAUCAUUACUGGAGCGACGUAUCCUGCCCCAGCAACAACGGGCACAGACUAUGGGAGGACGUCUGGUGCACCUACGGCACUUGCUCCAACCUCACCGAAUCAGUAUACUUCCAACGGGCUCUCGCCCUCAGAGCCCAGGUGAACCUGCUCUCCAUCUUCAAACGCAACGGCAUUGUGCCAUCUAGCACCAAAUACUACAGCCUCAAGGGCAUCCAGAAAGCGCUCAAAGGCAUCCCUGGGUCGUCGACUGUGGUGGAAUGCAACCGGCAGUGGUUGUUCUUCGGGGACUACUACCUCUACAAGAUCCACAUUUGUAUCUCCAGCGAUGCGAAGUCGAUCAUCAGCUGUCCUAUCAAGAAGAGCACCAUCAACUGUGGCAGCGAAGUUAAGUUCCUUCCUUUUGACCCUCGUGAGCUGCCCGUCAGUACUGGUGCCCACAACAUGCCGGCGGCCAACCCCAUCAAGAUGCCUGCAGCUGCCAUAGAUAUGGACAUGUAACUUAGCAGCUUGAUCUAGCUCUGAUCAGUUCUUUUUCUUCUGCUAGCUGCUUGCUUCCAUGAUAUAUAUAUAUAUAUAUAUAUAUAUGAUGAACUAUGACAAGGGUAUAUGCAUGGUUGGAGAUGUAUCUGAUAUGAAUCAUCAAUAGACAAAAGUAUGUAAU